Messenger RNA from Anopheles coustani, 765 nucleotides. RefSeq names its product chymotrypsin-2-like. Lineage: Eukaryota; Metazoa; Arthropoda; Insecta; Diptera; Culicidae. The record is from RefSeq and is a predicted model, not a curated record. Gene Ontology annotation, molecular function: serine-type endopeptidase activity. The transcript is spliced from 3 exons. The coding region runs from base 1 to 765 and encodes 254 amino acids. Gene Ontology annotation, biological process: proteolysis.
AUGUUUCGUCUGAGCAUUCUGAUCGCCAUCGGCUUGGCCACUUCGGCUCUCGGGUGGAUUAAGGUUCCCGAUAAUUAUCCUGGACGCAUCGUAGGUGGUCAAGAUGCGGCACCGAACCAGUUUCCGUACCAAGCGUCUUUAAGGGAUGCUAACAUGGGUCAUUUCUGUGGCGGCACGAUUAUCAACAACUGCUAUAUUUUGUCGGCGGCUCACUGUGACCCGGAUGGAACAGAUACGAAAUUUGUAGUGGUGGGUUCAAUUUUACUUGACAAUGGAGGUGCUACACACGAAGUGGUUCGGGUCAUCAACCAUCCGAAUUUCAGUGAUGUUACUGGGGAACACGAUAUCAAUCUGGUGAAAGUGAGCCCCUACAUCACUUAUAACGCGGCGGUGCAGCCGAUGCCGAUUGCUGCACACUAUGCAGAGAGUGGUCCGGCCGUUGUUUCUGGGUGGGGCCACCUUGUGACUGGGGGACCCUCUCCAAAUCAUCUUCAAUUCCUCAACACGGAGAUUAUCUCUUUUGAAGAUUGUUACGAUGCCUACUAUGGAGAUCCACACUCUUUUGAAAUUUUCAACACCACCAUAUGCACCACCAAUCCGGCUGGUCAAGGGGCUUGUCAGGGAGAUUCGGGUGGCCCACUGGUGCACAACGGAGGACUACACGGUGUAGUCUCAUGGGGUUCAAUUGAAUGCGGAGAUGGACGUCCUGACGUUAACACUCGGGUUGCAUUCUAUGUCAGCUGGAUUCUUGCCAAUGCUGUUUAA